UCAUUUUUUUUUUUUUUUCAUAUAUAUUUCUCUAAAUUUUAAUAAUUUUUUUAACCUGUCUUGUAUAAUGUAUAAUCUAAACGCAAUUCGCUCAUCGCAUUCUUUCAGCACAGAAAUUCUUGCUAAGAAUUUUCGUAUGAGCUCAAGAUGUGAACACAAAGCUUUUACGAUAUGUAAAUUGUGGCAUCAAUACAAGUGAAAGAUUAAAUAACCUGAUUAUGCUGCAAAUGAUUAAAACAAUUUAUCAUGCCAAUUGCAUGGACCGAAAAUUUAACAUUGAGAUUAGUAACUCUUUAUAGUAAACACGAGUGUUUAAGAAAUCCUUUUCACCCAAAUUUUAGAAAUAAACUAUGUCGUUACAAAGCUUACAAAGAGAUCGUGAAUUCUAUGAACGUUUGUGGUUUAACAGUUUGUGAUUGUAUCAAAAGGAUUACUUAUGUAAAAGCUCAAUAUUGUUAUGAAUUGUCUAAAAUUAGUGCUGCAAUAUCUUGUGAGAAAUUUUACAGUCCAACAAUGAGCUGGUUUCCAAUAGUACACCAAUUAUUCUUUCCAUUUAUAGCAACUUAUAGUGAUACUUGUGAGAAGUAUGAUGAUAAAAGAGAUACAUUUAGAAACUACUGUGAUGAAAUGUGCGAUCAAUACAGAAUACGUUCAAAUUCUGUAGAACAAAGAGUAUUAAAUAAGGAUUAUAAUUAUUCAUAUGCAACUUGUUACUGUGAGAAAUCGAAUAUAAUUAAACCUCGUACUCGUGUCAAAAAACUAGAAAAAUUUUUUAUCCCGGAUGAACAUGAGGAAAUUAUUACUUCGCAACCUACAGAUUGCAAAAAUUAUUUACAUGCACAAAAAAUAACUCAAAUUGAUGUUGGUAAUAAUACCAAGAAAAAUAUCAAUACAGAGCAUGCAACCCAAACUGAAAUCUCUUAUUUCAAAACUGCAUGUACAGCUUGCCAAGUGUAUAUAGAAAAUGAAAUAUCUAACACUGCAAAUCUAAUGACUAUAAUGAUGAAAAAUGAUCCGAAGGAUAUUGGUUGUAUAGAUUAUAUUUUGACAGAAAAUGAUAUUAAAGAGGCAAGGAAAAUCGAUGAGUUUGACAUGUUCGGCAAGAGUAUUGCAUUUCAAUUGCGAAAUAUAAGUUUCGAAGUUGCUAUUAAGUUAGAGAAACAUAUACAAGACCUAAUUGCUCAAGAACGUCUGGAUAAUAUGAAAUCAAGACAUUUGGAUUGUUAUACAUCUUCAACUUGUAGCGAAUGCACACUAUUACAUAAGGAAAUUACUUGUAGCUGCGGUCUUCCAGUUAUCAAAAUUAAGACCGAUUCUUCUUAUGACUUCGAACAAUGUAAACAAUGGAAAUAAAAAUUUACGAAUUAUUUUUAUUUGACUAGUAAUUAAAAAAAAAAAAAAAA
This is a messenger RNA of Apis mellifera (honey bee), 1403 nucleotides long. RefSeq lists its product as uncharacterized. NCBI's taxonomy places the organism in Eukaryota, Metazoa, Arthropoda, Insecta, Hymenoptera, Apidae. The transcript has 5 exons. Bases 247 to 1353 code for a protein of 368 amino acids. The record is from RefSeq and is a predicted model, not a curated record.